CAGACGCAUUCUAAACCACCAGAAAAAGAGGCUUCCCACAGUCUAGUGGAAGGGAGACCGUGUACAAAAGACCCACCCCAACAGUUACCAGCCAUUCCUAAUCUUAAAAAGAAGUCUGCACCUAGCAGGGAUAAUAGUGCCUUCUCAAAAUUACUGCACAAGAGAACAACAUCUAUUCCCAAAAUCCAGACCAUCCAGCCCCACAAGACCCUGAGCACACCAUCGGUCUGGAGGAGAUCCUCCUCUGCAACAAGAAGCCAGGCGUUUGAUACGCUACAGAUGAGUCACGCCAAGAGCGGAGCACCAAAAGACAAUCUCAUGGUUGUACUCUCUUGGGCAGAUGUGGUGAGAUUAGGUACCAAAAAACCACAAGCACACGUUGUUAUAAAACAUGGUCUUGAGAGAAGGAUAACAAAAAAGCAGAGGAGAUUAACCCCGAAGAAGCCUGCAAACCACUCACAGAAUCACUUAGCAAACUCUCCCCGCACCCUAGUGAUUGGGAGAGCUCAUAUUGAAAAAGUGACUGUGCCUGUGUGGCCCUGUAGGAUGCUGAACAACUUUGUUUUCAACCCUAAGAUGGAUAUGAAUGAGGAUUUCGCAGGAUUAGCAGACAUGUUGGAAACCACUAUCAAACAGAAAACUGCAAACGUGUCUCCUGAGAUUGGCACAAAUUUACACAAGUGCUCUUCAGGAGACGAAGACCCUUUAGAACGUAGAUCAGAUAAUGACUGUAGAGCUACAGCUACACCUGUAACAUCAAAUGCGCAGGCCAACACUUUUAACGUCAAAGGAACUACCUCUUUAAAAAUAAAAUCAAAUAAAGAGCCAUCUGUCACUGAUCAGCCAAGAAUUUCCUCACCAAAUGAAGAGCACUCUCGGACGGGAGCCAACAAAAUAAGUCUAAAGCCAGGUGGUGUGUCUGUAGAUGUGCAGGCUGCCCCAGGAACUGUAACACCAAAUUACAUCAAUGAACCAGGAGGCAUGAAGAAAGUCAUAAGAACCCCAGAGGGAAAAACAAAAACAGAAGACCUAACUGGCCUCAGAGUGCCUAUGGCAACUCCAACAUCAAUGGCGGCAGAACUGAAAGUAGACAAAGAAAACAAAGUGGCAGAGUCUGCUGUGGAUGAUGCAAAUUCUGUUCAGGAAAAUCUUGGGACAACCCCAAAGGAAACUGAAAUCCAAAAGAAGCUGAUGAGGACAGCAGAGCAGCAAACUGAGGCAGAGGAUCUCCCCAAGCAGCUCAUGAAGACUCCUAAACUAAAAUGUGGCUCCGUGGAGCAUCUGACAACAGUGGUCAAGAGACCGAUGAGAACUCCUAAGGACAAAUUGGAAGUAGGGGAGGAGGAGGUGGGUGGCAAUGAAAGAUCAAUGAUGAGUUCGCCUAAGGAAAAAAGCAACCAAAAUAUGAACAUUAGGCCACCUCUUAGGCAGAAAGGGCCAUCUGAAGAUCUGGUAGGCCUCAAAUAUAACAGAAAUCAACCUGCGCAUAUUCAAAAGAAAAACACAGAAGAGCAGGCAUGCCUCAAAGAGCUUAGGAUGACUAUUCCAAAGCAAAUCCAAAACUGAAGCAUAAACAAGUCCCUCCUAAUAAAACAAGUA
This is a messenger RNA of Phascolarctos cinereus (koala), 1599 nucleotides long. RefSeq lists its product as uncharacterized. Gene Ontology annotation, cellular component: nucleus; chromosome. The record is from RefSeq and is a predicted model, not a curated record. Gene Ontology annotation, biological process: regulation of chromosome segregation; regulation of mitotic nuclear division. NCBI's taxonomy places the organism in Eukaryota, Metazoa, Chordata, Mammalia, Diprotodontia, Phascolarctidae.